Beta vulgaris subsp. vulgaris (sugar beet) is the source of this 1590-nucleotide messenger RNA. Its product is annotated as pentatricopeptide repeat-containing protein At2g21090. Gene Ontology annotation, biological process: RNA modification. Bases 1 to 1590 code for a protein of 529 amino acids. Lineage: Eukaryota; Viridiplantae; Streptophyta; Magnoliopsida; Caryophyllales; Amaranthaceae. Gene Ontology annotation, molecular function: protein binding; RNA binding. The transcript has a single exon. The record is from RefSeq and is a predicted model, not a curated record.
AUGGUAUUCUUCGAUACUACAAAGAGGAAGUGUUUGAACAAAUUUCACCGGCAAUUUUUUACCCUUCAACCAACUACUUUAAACCAAAGAUUAAAGAUUGCCCUUCAAGAGGGCCAACUUAACGAUGCUCGAAAACUCUUUGAUGACAAUCCCACAUCGAGAAAUGUUGUCUCAUGGAAUAUGAUUAUUGCUGGUUAUAUAAAAAGCAAUCACAAUCAUAUUGCCCGCCAAAUGUUCGAUGAAAUGCCUGAAAGAGACAUUGUUUCUUGGAAUACCUGGUUGUCUGCUCUGCAAAAAACCCAAGACCAUGAACAUACUUUCCAGUCUUAUCUCCAGCUACAAAGAUCUGGUUUGCAACCAACUUCACACACCUUUUCAAUAAUAAUCACUUCUAUUUUGGGUACUUGUUUCAAAGUUUUGAUCCCUCAGCUUCAUAGCCAGAUUGUUUCUUUGGGUUAUUACUCUAGUAUCUAUGUGGGAUCAUCAUUGAUGAGAGGAUAUACAGAUUUAAAGAAUCAUUCUUCUUUAGUAUGUGUGUUUGAUGAUAUGUUAUACAAAGAUAUUAGUAUAUGGAACGCGUUAAUUUUGGGUUAUAUGGAAUUGGGUUUUAUAGAUGAAGCUCAACGAGCUUUCGACAGGAUGCCAGAGAAGGAUGUGGUUUCUUGGACUACUUUGAUUGAUGGGUAUUUGAAGAAUAAAGAGGUUAAAAGAGCUAGAUGUAUUUUUGAUGAGAUGGAUGGAAAGAAUGUUGUUUCAUGGACUGCAAUGAUUUCAGGGUAUGUGGGAACAAACAAGUGUUUAGAUGCUAUAGAGUUGUUUAUCCUCAUGGUGAGAUCAAGUGUUCCACCAAAUCAGCAUACAUUCGCAAGCGUUUUGGCUGCCUGUGCUAAGCAUUUUGAACUUCUUACAGGACAGCAAGUUCAUGCAACCAUAGUUAAGCAUGCUAUUACUCUUGAUGUUGUCUUGGCAACUGCAUUUGUGAAUAUGUAUGCCAAAUGUGGAGAUAUUGAAGCAGCUUAUAGUAUAUUUGAGAAAAUGUCGGACAAAAAUUUGGUGUCUUGGAACUCGAUAUUAGGUUGUCAUGCAAGGCAUGGGCGAGCAAGAAGAGCUUUGAAUGAGUUUGAAAGAAUGAUCAGUUGUGGAAUAAAGCCGGAUCACAUAACAUUUACCAACGUUUUAUCAGCUUGCGCACAUGGUGGACUAGUUGAAGAAGGGGAAAGGAUCUUUUGUUCCAUGGAGAAUUGUUAUGGUAUAAAGUCGGAUAAGGAGCACUAUGCUUGUAUGGUAGAUCUAUAUGGAAGAGCUGGACGUCUUGAUAAGGCAAAAGGCUUGAUUGAACGUAUGCCGUUCGAGCCAGAUAUUGUUGUGUGGGGUGCUUUGCUCGCAGCUUGUGGCUUGCAUUCAGAUUUUGAAUUUGGCAGCGACGCUGCAGAUGCAAUGCAAAACUUGGAAAAGAAUCACCCUGCAGCAUACAUGGUUCUUUCGAAAAUUCUGUGUGAUAGAGGUCUCUGGGGCUCUUCGACAGAUAUAAAACAGGCAAUGAGAGACAAACACAUGAAAAAGCAAAAUGCUGGAAGUUGGAUUGGUUAA